AUGCCGUGGGUAAGGGAGGAAAAGGAUUCAGGAAUUGGUCUUUAUGAGGAGCUGCAGUUGUCCCCCAAAUAUGAUCUGUAUGGAGUGUCCUCAGGACCUGGAUGGGAGCCCUGCACCCUGAAAGUGACAUUUCAGGCUGAAAUUACUAGACAUCUCCAGGAAGUAGAGAAGGUAAAAGAAACCCAGGGAGAAGAACUGCCCUCAGACCAGUGUGUUAAACCUUGGAGCAACCAUGAGAUUAGGAGUUUCCUACAAGAAUGGGAACUCCUUGAAGACGAAGAGUUAAAGAAGAAUUAUCACAUAGCAUCAAGAAUAAUUGCCAGGCAUCUCAAGCAAAGGGGCAUAAAUAAGAGCAGGAGAAAAUGUCUCCAGAUGCUAAUAAACAUGCAGGACUUAUAUUGGACCAUUCAUGAAGCCAACCAGAGACCAAGGAGUGAACCCUUGCCAUGUCCUUAUGGAGAGGCCCUUCACAGGAUCCUAGAACACAGAGGGGAGAACAAGGACUUCUCAGGUCCUCCCUGUGCAGAAGUGGCUGAUGUCCCACCACCCGAGUACCAGCCCCCUGCGUGUGCCAUCCCUGAUUGCUUUGAGGAGCUGCUGUGGGCUCCCCCACAUAUGAUCUACAUAGAGGAUUCUCAGGUACCCAGAUGGGAGCCCUGGAACAUAUUUCACAGGUGUGGAUCUUUCUUCAUCUAUCCUGAUUGA
Messenger RNA from Balaenoptera ricei (Rice's whale), 705 nucleotides. RefSeq lists its product as uncharacterized. Bases 1 to 705 code for a protein of 234 amino acids. The record is from RefSeq and is a predicted model, not a curated record. Lineage: Eukaryota; Metazoa; Chordata; Mammalia; Artiodactyla; Balaenopteridae. The transcript has 6 exons.